Impatiens glandulifera is the source of this 2819-nucleotide messenger RNA. RefSeq names its product probable receptor-like protein kinase At2g23200. The record is from RefSeq and is a predicted model, not a curated record. NCBI's taxonomy places the organism in Eukaryota, Viridiplantae, Streptophyta, Magnoliopsida, Ericales, Balsaminaceae. Gene Ontology annotation, molecular function: transmembrane receptor protein tyrosine kinase activity; ATP binding. Bases 65 to 2557 code for a protein of 830 amino acids. Gene Ontology annotation, cellular component: plasma membrane; plasmodesma. The transcript has a single exon. Gene Ontology annotation, biological process: protein autophosphorylation.
UGGGGCCUAUGAAGAAGGGGUUUCACUCUAAUCCAGAAACAACAUUCAUUUCUCAUCGAAAUCAAUGGAAAAGCUUCCUUCUUUCCUCCUGAUUUAUUUCUCAAUCUACAUAAUUUCACUCAAGCUCUCAUCUUCUCAGCCCGCCUAUACCUAUCCCGAUCAAUACUUCAUAAAUUGUGGGUCUAAUUCGAACAUCAAUUUCGGUCCAAAGACCUUCAUCGGCGACGUAAAUCCUCCUAACUCUGUCUCCGUCGCCGGCAAAAGUCAAACAGUCAGCACCAGCUCAACGACGACCACGACGACGCUCUAUCAAACAGCAAGAGUCUUCACAGAAACAUCCUCGUACGAGCUAGAUAUAACCGACAAUGGAAUCCACAUCGUACGUCUCCAUUUCUUCGCCUUUUCAUCUUCCUCACACGACCUUUCCCAAGCACAGUUCGACGUUUCAGCUUCUGGGUUUUAUCUCUUGUCAAAUUUCUCCGUUAAAACCUCGUCGCCUGUAAUCAGGGAAUUCCUGCUCAAUAUCACUACGGUAGGGAAAUUCGAGAUAUUUAUCAUACCUCGAACUAAUUCAUUCGCGUUUAUUAGCGCAAUCGAAGCCUUUCAAUCCCCACCAAGUUUAAUCACUACCGCUUCAGGAGGCAACGGCUCUGCUCAAAACGCGCUGCAGAAUCACGUUCUUGGCGUUAUUCAUAGAAUCAAUGUUGGGGGUCCUUUUCUUAAUGCCGAAAACGAUACGAUCGGAAGGAAUUGGUUGCCCGACGAUGAAUAUUUGUCAACAAAGAGUUCUGUCCAGAACCGUGGUCCUAGUAAUGUUCUGUAUGGAACAGCUGAUCAAUUCAAUGCUCCAGUUCCCAUCUAUAGUACAGCAAAAAUGAUGAAUCAAACCUCAGAUAUUCUAGGUGGAUUGACCUUCUUCAACAUAACAUGGCGAUUUAACGUCAGCAGGAACUCUCCUCACUUUAUCCGAGCUCAUUUCUGCGACAUCGUUAGCCCUUCUGUCAGCACCCAGACAAAGUUCAAUCUCUACAUCUAUGAAAGAAAUGGGUAUCUCGUUUUCCCUUAUGAUAUUAAUAUGACACUAGCAGUUCCUUUCUAUUUCGAUUUUGUGAUUGAUUCGGAUGAUUCCGGUAUAAUUCCGAUAAGUAUUGGCCCUCCUGGUAAUAAUACAGCUUUUCUGAAUGGAUUAGAGAUUAUGGAACAAUUGUCUGUAACUUCCCCUUCGUUUCAUGUAAAUAAAACGAACAAAAGCAAAUCCAACACGGGUUUGAUCGUCGGAGGCAUUGUUGGAGGAGUUGCAAUCUUGGUAAUUUUGGCGGGGGCUGCGUUUUUUAUACUGAGGAAGAAGUAUAGUAAAGCAAAACCCACGGAGAAUGUUGAUAUUUGGCAGGGAAUUACUCCUCACGGGGGUGGGAGUUCUUACAGCCGAAUCUCUGAUGGAACACUGAAUCUCGGUUUGAGAAUGUCGUUUGCGGAUAUUGAUUUCGCGACUAAGAGUUUCGAUGGGAAGUUAAUAAUUGGAGAAGGUGGUUUUGGAAAAGUUUAUAAAGGGAUUAUGAGGGAUGGAAGUAAAGUCGCGGUGAAAAGAAGUGCUCCUGGUCAUGGUCAAGGACUUCCUGAGUUUCAAACCGAGAUCAUUGUCUUGUCGAAGGUUCGUUAUCGCCAUCUGGUUUCGUUGAUUGGUUAUUGCGACGAAGGGUCAGAGAUGAUAUUGGUUUAUGAGUUCAUGGAGAAAGGAACUCUUCGAGAGCAUUUGUAUUCAUCGAGUGAAGGGAGUUCGGACAAUAAAUGGUGUCCCACAUCUGAAUUAUCGUGGACUCAGAGACUCGAUAUUUGCAUAGGCUCGGCCAAGGGUCUACAUUAUCUCCACACGAGCUCAAACAAUGGGAUUAUUCAUCGGGAUGUGAAAUCUACUAAUAUCUUGCUCGACGAGUUCUAUGUUGCGAAAGUGGCGGAUUUUGGUUUGUCUAGAUCAGGGGCGAACGAUCAGACUCAUGUCAGUACUGAUGUGAAAGGGAGUUUCGGUUAUCUCGAUCCUGAGUACUUUAAAUAUCUCCAAUUGACUAAAAAAUCCGACGUUUACUCGUUCGGGGUGGUUCUUCUUGAGGUGUUGUGCGCGCGACCGGCUAUUGCCAUGGCUCGCCCAAGAGAAGAGGUGAACUUGGCGGAUUGGUUUGUGUCCUGUCAUAAGAAAGGGGAGGUGGAGAAGAUCGUUGAACCUUCUCUUGUUGGCAAGAUUAACCCGAAUUCUUUAAGGAAGUUUGCGGAAACUGUGGAUAAGUGUUUGAAGGAAUAUGGUGUGGAGAGGCCUAGUAUGCAUGAUGUGUUAUGGGAUUUGGAGUAUGUUUUGCAGCUCCAACAAACGGUUAGGACACGGGAAGCUCAUGAAGACAGCACUUCGGAUGUGUCAUGGGGGAUGGCUUUGCCUGCGGUUCAACGUUUGCCUUCUUUGAACGAUCCAAUCGACGAAGAUGAUGAAAGCGGAAUGAUGGAUACGUCGAUUCCCAUGAACGCUAGCGAGGUUUUUUCGCAGUUGAAGCUUGGCGGUCCAAGAUAAGUUUGUCCACUAUUCCAUCUUUUUAAAUUCUGUAACAUGUUUUACUAUGUUGUUAUUGGGUAUUCUAAGUGAUUUUAUUCUAAAUAAAUUUGUGUUAUUAAUUAAGCAUUAUUUGUCUCUUAAUAUAAUCUGAAAUGGGGGUAUGUUGAAAUGUAAAGCUAAUAUAUAUAUUUCAUUCUGAACAUGCAAACAAACAAUGACUAUUACAUACAACAUACAAUUUGUAUUUACACAAGUACAUACAUAGUAUAUAUAGUGAUCA